AUGCCGUGGUUAAAGGUGUUGGGCAAACAGCUUUUUCUAAGGCGGAUGAAAUACUAUGCUGUGGCCAAUGGCCGUAGCAAUGGCAUAUAUCAAUCGUGGGAUACUUGUAAAGCACAAGUUCUGGGCUUUCCUGGAGCAAAGUAUAAGAAAUUUGAUACUUUAAGUGCAGCUCAAGACUUUGUUAAAGGUGGAACUUCUGCAAACUCAAGCGGUAGUGGUGCUAGAAGUAGCACCAAUACUAAUGGUAAUAGAGGCAGUAUAUAUAAAUCCGGACAUGGCGCUGGAUCUUCGAUGUCUAAAUCGACUUCUUAUGCUCGGAAACACGAUGAGCAAUAUAAAGGUAUUGGCAAAGCAGUAGCACUUUCAUUAACGUCUUCCACGCAGCCCAAAAACACUACCCAAGUAUAUGUUGAUGGUGCAUGUAGAGGUAAUGGUAAAGCUGGCGGAAUGCAUAGAUCAGGAUAUGGUGUAUAUUUUGGUGAAAAUGAUGCUAGAAACAAAGCAGUACCUCUCAGUAGAAUUGAGAGUGCCAAACUAUAUAAGCCCACUAAUCAAAGAGCAGAAUUACACGCUGCUAAUGACGCUUUGAAAACCAUCGAAAAGGAAGUAACUUCUACUCAUAGGCCGAAUCAUAAGUACGAAAUUCUCACGGACUCAAAGUACACCAAACUGUGUUUAAAUGAAUGGUCUGAUAAAUGGCUUAGAAAUGGGUGGAAGAGUUCUAACGGAGGUUCUGUUCUUAAUCGUGAUAUAAUUGAAGAUGCCAGAAAGCGUCUUGAUGUAAUCAACGGUACAUUGCUAUCAAGAGGGGAAUCGCCGGUUGUAUUUACAUAUGUUCCUGGCCAUCAAGGAGUAGAAGGUAAUGAACAAGCAGAUCGUUUGGCGAAUUUGGGUGCCGAUCAAUAUGAUCAUUAUUGUUAA
Molecule: messenger RNA, 921 nt
Organism: Lizanozyma spartinae
Lineage: Eukaryota; Fungi; Ascomycota; Pichiomycetes; Serinales; Debaryomycetaceae
Product: ribonuclease H family protein
Exons: 1
Coding region: 1-921 (306 amino acids)
Biological process (GO): DNA replication, removal of RNA primer
Molecular function (GO): RNA-DNA hybrid ribonuclease activity; nucleic acid binding; magnesium ion binding
Source: RefSeq, a predicted model, not a curated record